AACACAACGCAGCACUGCCAAGCACACAACGAGGUCAAACCGAAACCAACUGGAAAACAAACCCUAACCCUAAUUUACCCCGACCACUCGUUUAUUAUAUAAAGACCCCCUAGAGCAAAUAAUUUCUCAACAAUUGAAACCCACUUCUCAAUUCUCUCAACAAUCAAAAGCCAUAUUUCAGAUUUUCGAAAGCUUCUCCAAAAGUCGUUCUUUCGAGAAGGGCGAGACGGGGAUUUUUAAUUUUUUUCAGCGUCAAUCUUUGUUUGGUUUAGAAAUUUUUUGUGAAUGGUAGAAACAAUAUUGAAGAGUAGUAAUUUGAUGCUCUCCCUUUGUGAAUCAAGGGCGAGCUCAUCUCUUGCUUUUGCUUUUGGAUCUUGCAAAGAAGGCUGGUACUACCGCUGCCUCGGCGUCGACCCUUAGGUUUUUUGUGUUUUGAUUAAAAAGUGUAGAUUGUUAUCUCGAAAACUAAACCAACAAGAAGAAUAAUUAAAAAAAGACCCAUAAGCUCAAAUUCCAUUAACAUUCUUUCAAGAUUUUGUGUUAGAUUUUGUUUAUUUUGCAACCGACAAUGUUGUUGUACAAGCAGAAGAAGAACCCGGCCCCAAAGGGCAACAGAUUCUUGAUUAGCAUUACGGUGCUGGGCAGCGCCGGCCCGAUCCGGUUUGUGGUGAAUGAAGAAGAGCUUGUUGCUGCUGUUAUUGAUACCGCUUUGAAAUCUUAUGCUCGUGAAGGAAGAUUACCGAUUCUUGGGUCUGAUCUUAAUGGUUUCUUGCUUUAUUGCUCCAAUGCUGGCACUGGUGCUCUGAGUCCGUGGGAUACAAUUGGAUCGCAUGGAGUGCGAAAUUUUAUGUUGUGCAAGAAGCCACAGACUGAGAAGAUUGAAGAUGCUGGAAGAUUGGAUACUGCCAUUACUCGACGGGGAAGCGGCGGGUGGAAGACAUGGCUGAACAAGUCCCUCAAUCUUAAGAUCUCUUCCCAUUAAGUAAUGUUCA
This is a messenger RNA of Pistacia vera, 992 nucleotides long. RefSeq lists its product as uncharacterized. The transcript has 2 exons. The record is from RefSeq and is a predicted model, not a curated record. Bases 569 to 982 code for a protein of 137 amino acids. NCBI's taxonomy places the organism in Eukaryota, Viridiplantae, Streptophyta, Magnoliopsida, Sapindales, Anacardiaceae.